AUGGCAAAACGAACCCUAGAAUCCUUCUUCAAGCCAAUUUCCCCACCGUCAACCGAGAAACGCAUUAAACUUGACCAAUCUGCCGGGGAAUCGCAACCGCAGCAGCCAAACCCAAAAUUUGCGGAUGCAAGAACAUACGAAUCCAUUGUCGAACCAAGCACUCACCCAACCUACCCAAUUCCAAUUCCACACCUACCCUCCCAUAUCGAUGUUGGUAUACAACACGGAACCCCAGCGCGACAAGCACGCAACAUAACCAACCAACCACACCUCGACCUACUAUACUUCCAGCCAUAUAUCGCACGGCAAACGGCAAACGAACUUUUCAAAUUUUUACGGCGAGAACUACCGUUCUACCGCGUCAAAUACUCGAUCAAAAGAGGCGGGGUCGAGACGGCGAUCAAUACCCCUCGCUUUACAACUGUCUUUGGUGUUGAUGCUACGGCGAGGUUCGUGAGGUCGAACCAAAGCACGGAGCCCAACCCAAGCACAGCGCAUAACGAUUUGACCCUCAUAAACGUCGAAACCAAAGUUCCCAUCUCUCCGAACAAAUAUCAAUACAAUCCGCGACCUAUACCACCCUGCCUCGAUAUCCUCCGCCAGCAAGUUGAAGCCGCAACAGGCGCAACCUAUAACUUCUGUUUGGUAAACUACUACGGCAGCGGCGAGGAUAGUAUAUCCUUUCACUCGGACGAUGAACGAUUCCUAGGUGACCAACCGAAUAUUGCUUCGUUGUCGCUCGGCGGGGAGAGGGAAUUUGUCAUGAAGCAUAAACCACCUCCUACUUCCACUGCUAGUUCACAUGGCGUCGGGACCGGCACUAGGAGUACAACCGGGAUGAAUGGUGACACCCGAAGUAAAACGGUCUCGGAUAACAACACAACGUCAACAGCCCCAACUCAAAGAAGUUCCCCUUUCCAGGGAUCCGGUACGACUGAUUCCCAACAUGCAGUUGCACAACCACCUUCACAUGGGCAGAUGCACCUCCAGACUGGAAUGAAAAGCACUGCAUCGCAGCAGAUCAAAAUGCCCCUCGCAUCGGGUGAUAUGGUUGUAAUGCGGGGUGACACCCAAGCCAAUUGGUUGCAUAGUAUACCGAAGAAACGGGGUCGGGCGGGGGAUGCGGUGCGGGGGCGAAUUAAUAUUACGUUUCGAAAGGCGGUUGUACCUGCUGGCACGAACAAUUAUUAUCAUUAUAAUGUUGGGAGUGGGCCUGUUUAUCGAUGGGAUGAGAAGAGGGGUGUGAUGGACGUUAUGAAGUAG
Penicillium pulvis is the source of this 1263-nucleotide messenger RNA. RefSeq names its product alpha-ketoglutarate-dependent dioxygenase AlkB family protein. The record is from RefSeq and is a predicted model, not a curated record. The transcript has a single exon. The coding region runs from base 1 to 1263 and encodes 420 amino acids. Gene Ontology annotation, biological process: DNA repair. NCBI's taxonomy places the organism in Eukaryota, Fungi, Ascomycota, Eurotiomycetes, Eurotiales, Aspergillaceae.